AUGGCUUCUACUGCCGGUGCAAAGUUGCCCCUUCCAACACCUUUCGGGCCUGCAGCUCUUGCAUCAGCCCCCGAGGCUAUCUCCAAGUCUCCGUCCAUGUCUGCGGAAACGGGCGAUGUGCGAAUGACUCCAAACACUAUACUUGCUCUUGACUUGUCGCCCAACGAGACUUGUAUGCCACUUGGCUCACCAGUGCCAUUGACCUCUGAUACGCCACUCGCUCUCGAUUUGGCAUCCGUCAACCACAACCUAAUCCCAGCUGGCCCACGAGUGCCACUGACCGCGAGGGCACUGUUCGCUCAUAACUUGGCAUACGACGGGCCCUCAAUCCUACUUGGCUCGGCGAGACCAUCCUCUGCAGUCGCAUCAGCCGCCCACGAUGACGAAAAAGCACCUCAACCAGAUCCCUUCCAGUCGUUCUUUUACCACACCCCGGUCGUGCCUCCUGUGAGGCGUUGGUUCCCGAGUAUCGUAAACUCUCAACAACGAACGCGUUCCGACAGAUUGAUUCGACGUGCGGGCGUCGAUGUCUUGUAUACCCAAGCCGCCCUCAUGGCCGACGAGAAGCGGUUCGACUGGGAGAGAAGAUUCAUGGGAUACUUCCGCUGGACGCCAUGGAGCCGGCAAAGCGGCGAGGAUCUUGUCCAAUGGGUCCGGGCCCGUGGAUAUGAUCUCUCAUGGGGCCCUCACGGCAAAAAAGUUUUUGAAACGGCCUCGCAGAGUGGUUAUCCACGCAAGAAAUACUAUCCAGCAUUCGAAGCCGUCUUGGACGAGUUCACUUACCGCAUGCAAUGCAUGACUCUGAGCGCCGGCAUUUACAACCUCGUCUUUGCGAGAAUCCACCCGGACUAUUACAUCGUCGUGCCCGUUGGCCCGAGUCGCCCAGUCUACAACCCUGACGACUUUUCUCCAAUGGAAAAUACCUUCAUUGCCACGUGGUAUCCCUUCUGGUUCCUCCUUUUGGCCGAGCUGCCCGGUGAGGAUCGAUACUUGACUUUCCGUCGCGAGUUUAUGCGUAUCAGCGACACGCUCAGAGGCUACUAUAUCGAGCGCACACCCUAUUGGCGCGGUUGCUCUGAUCGACUUCAAUCGGUGAAGAGUGCGAAGGGUUUCAAUUUGUCGUGUUGA
Metarhizium acridum CQMa 102 is the source of this 1128-nucleotide messenger RNA. RefSeq lists its product as uncharacterized. Lineage: Eukaryota; Fungi; Ascomycota; Sordariomycetes; Hypocreales; Clavicipitaceae. The record is from RefSeq and is a predicted model, not a curated record.